Molecule: messenger RNA, 4533 nt
Organism: Lates calcarifer (barramundi perch)
Lineage: Eukaryota; Metazoa; Chordata; Actinopteri; Centropomidae
Product: TNF receptor-associated factor 3 interacting protein 1
Exons: 16
Coding region: 138-2069 (643 amino acids)
Biological process (GO): cilium assembly; regulation of microtubule cytoskeleton organization; intraciliary transport
Cellular component (GO): centrosome; ciliary basal body; intraciliary transport particle B
Molecular function (GO): microtubule binding
Source: RefSeq, a predicted model, not a curated record
GCAAUGAUGCACUGUGGGAUUGCAGAAUAUUGACAUAGCAACCAGGCGACAGAGCCAACCAGUUUUUUUCACUCCGGAUUACUUUUCUGUUGUCGGCUCUGCGCUAAAAUUACUUCGCUUUACUUUCUUCUGCUGUCAUGAAUGCGGCAGUGGUCAAAAAGACCCAGGACACGCUGGGCAAAGUGAUAAAGAAACCGCCUCUCACGGAGAAACUGCUUAGCAAGCCCCCGUUUCGAUACCUCCACGACAUCUUCAGUGAGGUCAUCAGGACCACUGGGUUUAUGAAAGGGCUAUAUGGAGAGAAUGAAAUGAAGUCAGAUAAUGUUAAGGAUAAGGAUUCUAAGAUAGCCUUCCUCCAGAAAGCCAUAGAUGUCGUGAUGCUGGUGAGUGGUGAGCCCCUGGCAGCAAAGCCAGCACGCAUUGUGGCUGGCCAUGAGCCUGAGAAAACCAAUGAGCUCCUGCAGGUCAUCGCCAAGUGCUGCCUCAACAAGAUGCCCAGUGAUGAUGCAGUGAAGCGAGUACUUGCAGGAGAAAAGGUGGACAUGAAGACCAAGGCCAGCACCUCCAGGUCCCAGGACAAGGAGAAUAGAGGACGUGAGCGUCACCUGGAUAGAGAGGAGAAGAAGAAAAUUACAGAGCGCAGCGGGAGCCGGGACCAGAAGGACCCAGACCAGCCCAAAGAGCAGGAGAGUCGCCAUAGAGAUGGGGAGAAAGAGCACCACCGGGACAGGGAACGCUCUGACAAGCACCACCGCAGUGAACAGGACCGUGGCAAAGACCGCGACAAAGACAAGAGCCGAGACCGGGAGCGAGACAAGGAUAGAGAUAAAGGACGAGUUAAAGACAGGGACAAGGAGAAGGACAGAGAGAGAGAUAGAGAAAGGGAAAAAGACAAAGAGAAGGAUAAAGACCGGGAAAAGACAAGAGAGAGAGAUUCGCACAGAGACCGGGAAAGAGACAAGGACAAACGAAGAGACAGAGACAAAGAGCGGGAGAAGGAGAGAGAGCGACACAAAGAGGGGGAAGAGAGGAACAAAACUGUAGAGAAUGGCAAUAGCAAGGCCAGAGUAUCAGAGGAACCACAGCAAACCUCCAGCCCUGACGAGCCCAGCAAAACAGCCAAACCUGUGCCAGCUCCUGCAGAAGCAGUUGAAAACCAGACUGACAGUCCAGCUAGAAUACCUCGGCCUUCAUCUGCCAAAGGGCAGAGGCGGAGACCUAAAAUUGGAGGUCAAGAUGAAUCUGACAGUGAGGGAGAUGGAGAUGCUCAGUCAGCCCAGAAACCUGUCCCUCAGGAAAAUGGAGACGCUGCAGGCUCCUCAGGUCCAUCUGACGUGGCUUCCAGCAACAGACGAUUUGCCCGACCCAGCAGUGCUCGCCCAGCGCCUCCUCGAGUCAAGAGGCAGGAGAGUUACACUGAUGUGAACUCAGAGAGACUGUCAAGUGCCAAGCCCUCAGCACCUGUCAUCAUGGAUGGGAAGAAGCUGUCUGAGGAUGAGGAGGAUGAAGAUGAGCAGUUCCUUGUGGAGGAGGCUGUCCCUCCACCCCCAGAUGCUCCUGAGAUGGAGGUGGAUCCUGCACAGGGACUUGACAGUGAAGAGAAACACGGUGGCCUUGUGAAAAAGAUCCUUGAGACCAAGAAAGACUAUGAACUGUCGCCAUCCUCCCCCAAAUCUAAAGAGCAGAACUCGGUGUCUGAAGCGGCGCGGAAGAAAGAGCGGGACAUGGUCAGGAGGGAGAUUGAGCGGCUGCGUUCGUCCAUCCAGACGGUGUGCCGCAGCUCCCUGCCUCUGGGCAAGAUCAUGGACUACAUCCAGGAGGACAUGGACGCCAUGCAGGCUGAACUGCACACCUGGCGGCGGGAGAACAAGGAGCACGCACAGGCCUUGCUGCAGGAGCAGAGAGCGACAGACCGGGCAGUGGAGCCUCUUAAAGCAGAACUAGCUGAGCUGGAGCAGCUGAUCAAGGACCAGCAGGACAAGAUUUGUGCUGUAAGGUCCAACAUACUGAAGAACGAAGAGAAGAUCCAGAAGAUGGUGACAGGAAUCAACUUCUCCUCAAGAACCUGAAGUGAGAAACACGGUCCAGAGAAAAUCCUCUAAAAAAUGCACUGAAGACUUAGGUAUGAACAGUUUCUCCCUCAGAGUAAUGGUAAGACUGUUUUUCUUAGAGAUAAUGUGGGAAAAGGACCAAACACUGCACUUUUAGGUUUUCCUGUCAGAACAGGAGAUGGACCUAAAAAAACACAUAUUUCUACUCCACGGUGGGAAAUAAACACAAGGCAGAUGCUGGUAAAUAAAACCACCAUGCCAUGGUUUAGAGCUCUGACUUCAACAUAACUGUGUGAUAAAAUGCAAAAAGAAGACGGUAGAGUUGGAGAAAUAACUCCAUAAAUAAUUCAAAUUGAUCUUCCUGCUCUGCACACUAACCUAACCCCAUCCUCUGCCCCUGUUCUGUAACGGUGCCUUUGUGGAAUGAGCCACUGCACAGCUCAUUAUAGUCAGACUAGAUAGUUAUAUUUAAUGCUUGAUUUUGCCACACGCUCAGCUGUCAUUAGACCAAACUGUACUCUUUUAAUUACUCAGUGUGGCACACAUCACAUCAUUUUUCCAAGUCCUGAGGACCUGGAUCUUUGUCACACAGGACUCAGUUUUCUUGGAGUAAUGAGCAGACGUGUGUUCUGCUUCAUUUGCCGUUUUCCAUGGUGAUUAUUGCGUCUGCUGUAGUGCUAUUGGACUAGCUAUACAACAAUAAUUAAACCUUCUCGUUGCACAUUCAGACGGUUGAAACAGGAGGAAAGUUCUAAUAAAUUUUCUCUCUCUUUCCUGGAGAAAUCUAGGAUGAAUGUGGAGGGUCGUGUGUGACCCAGUUGACUGAUUCAGUUGUUACAGGAUUGUGGAGCCCUGGUUUGAAUCUGUCCAGGGACCUUUUAUAACAGUCUUUUCUUUUUCUUCCAAACCUUGUCUUUCAAGCCUCUUCCCUCAAGCUCCCUCCCUAAAAAAGGAGGAUUUAGACUGUCUUCAGCAAGCGUUUUCUUUGCUUACAACAACCUUAUCCCCUCUUUUAAAAACAAUACUUACAGUUUACCUAAAUGUUCCUUCAUUCACUCUUCCAUUUUUGAAGCACCAUGGCACUUUGCUAAGAGAGAUUAAAGGAGGAGCCUUUGAAUUUCUUGGAAAACAUUUUUGGGCAGUGUUAAGAUUUCUUCUUCUCUCUCUUGUACCUUUCUUACAAAACCUAACAUUGCACAACAACAGUAAUCCAAUGUACUUUUAGGGACAAAAAAACCCAGAGAAACAGAUUGACUCUCCUCACAGUGAACGUGCAGGAUUGUGCAGGUCCCUCAAACUUUAUUUGUACUGUAGAAUUUGCCAAACUCAUCCUUUUUUUGGGGAUGGACACGAUGUUUGGUUAGAUGGCAACUUUUUGUGUGAACUUUCAUGUCUUUAUAAAUGAAAAAAGAUGAUAUUUUACCAUCUCCUUUUGUGGCUGAAGAAAUGUGCUGUACACAUGUAGCUAACAUGGAAAUAUGAAGCAAUACUAGGCUGAUAAUUGAUAACUGUUUUUCUCAAAGCUCCAAUAAUUGAAACAUCUCAUUGUUGUCCAUGUGUGAAUGAACACAAAUCCAAAUGUUUUCUUGCAUAGUGGCCUCUCUCACCCUGAAUGAACAUGCAGUUUCCAUAUUUAAGUAAUAAUACAACUGUCAUUUUACAUUGUUGUUAAUACUUGUACACAUGCAGUCGCUACCUCUGUUGGUUCUUCUGCAGAGUUGCCUCCCAGGGCACACACACUCUCAGUGUUUUUAGGAAACACUUGCUGUGACAUCAUGGUUGGAUUGAUCAAUAUAAUCUUUUUUUUUUCCCAUAACGCCGAGCGGUUGCAGUUUCAUUUUUCAGAAGGUGAUGUGAUGAUCGUACGUACUGUGCUGUGACUGCUCUCUCUCUGCAUAACGACCAAAAUGUUCAUUUUCUGCUCAGACUUGGGUUCCACUUCCAUUUCCUCAUCAGAUCGAUGGAUUAUUACCAGUAGAGCAGAUGACACACCAUCUGUGCUAAGAACAUGAAUUACUUCUGUGAUAUUACUAAUGUAUAUUUGAGGGAAAAACACAUUUAAAUGGAUACUAUGAACCCUAUUUAUGUUGGUGGUUAUAAGAAAACACUGCUGUCUUUAAACACUAACAGGGACAGUCUGGAAAUAUCCUCAUUAACACUCUUCAUUUGUGAGCUAUUGGCUAUAAGGACUCAGCAGUCUUAACGUAUCAUUUAGUCUGAUUUUACUACAUUUUAUAUCAGUAUUAUAUUUAAUCCACUAAAUAUAAAUUAGAACAUUAACCUAUAAAAAAAAUCCAAUUAAAAAAUCUUCAAAGCAAAACUCAUGGAAAAGUGAGAAAGGACCAUUUACACUGUACACUAUUUGUAUCAUAUUUUCAGUUUCUCUUUAAACUGUACAUUAUGUAUAUGUGGAGAUUGUAUCAUAGUUCAAAUAAUGAUUAUAAUUUUGUAGUGGAGUGAAAUAAAUGGUUAUAUUGCAAUA